Molecule: messenger RNA, 5355 nt
Organism: Annulohypoxylon truncatum
Lineage: Eukaryota; Fungi; Ascomycota; Sordariomycetes; Xylariales; Hypoxylaceae
Exons: 7
Coding region: 282-5054 (1590 amino acids)
Biological process (GO): regulation of ARF protein signal transduction
Molecular function (GO): guanyl-nucleotide exchange factor activity
Source: RefSeq, a predicted model, not a curated record
CCCGACGCCACGGCGAUAGGAUAAGAUCUACGAUACUACUAUUCACGACAGCUUGUCCAUACCUACAUAUUAAACGUCAUUGGACAGUAAGAAAGGGUCUUGGAUCAUUCAAAACGUAGCGACGCCUACACGAACCCCUCAAAGUCCAAUUCCGCAUUUCGCAUGCUAAUUUCUAGGGCAUAACCUUGCCGUAUUGUAUCUUCGAGAUCUUCGAGUGCGCGACAACGAUAUCGAGUCCUAAACCCCCUUCCAUAAAUCUAGUGGCGCCUUCGUAGGCGACGAUGAGUCGGGAUGAACACGAAAAUAAUACAAUGGAACAAGAACUUGCGCCCGAGUCGAAUAGCUCGGGUCCCCAGCCUCAUCAAAGCGCGAUAGGAAGCGCCGCAGCAAAUGUCAAUGCUCAGUCGCCCAAUACCCAAUACCGAAGCCGGCCAGUAACAGUGGCUGUUGACCCCGUGUCUCUAGUCAUCUCAGAAUGCAUAUCGGUUACUUCUGCUAUGCGAAAGCAUGCUCGGUGGGCGGGCUCGUCGGUAUCUUCCAUACUUGGAGGUAAUCCGAAUCCCGUCCAGCUAGGUCCGCCUAGUCCUUUCCUACGGCCGGGUAGUAAGAGCUCUACAGCUAGCUUCGGAGCAGACAGCACUCAGGACUUUGGAGUCGCAAAUAGGUGGGGACUACGCGGAAAGAAGGGGAAGAGCUUCCAGGACAAUCCUUUGAUGGCUGGGUUUGGUCGCCUGCGUCAUGAACUAUCAAGCUGCAAAGAUAUACACGAGUUCGAUGCCCCGGCACUCCUAAAUCCAUUCCUUCAAGUGAUUCAAGCUUCCUCGACGUCCGCUCCUAUAACUAUACUUGCGCUGAAAGCGAUCCGGAAAUUCCUCUCUUAUGGAUUCAUCAGCCCUGGCUCGCCACGAUUCCCCCUUGCCAUGCAAUCUCUGUCGACAGCGAUAACACACUGUCGUUUCGAGGCCAGCGAUUCUGCUCAGGAUGAGGUGGUACUGCUUAUGAUCCUACACCUCAUGGAGGAUAUGCUCUCUGGUCCGGGUGGCGCGUUGCUAAGCGACGAAAGCGUCUGCGAAAUGAUGGAGACAGGUUUAACUAUGUGCUGCCAGUCACGUUUAUCCGAACUCCUCCGUAGGACGGCUGAAGCGGCUAUGGUCCGUAUGUGCCAGAUCAUAUUUGAGCAUCUCAAACAUCUGGAAGUCGAAGCCGGUGACGACUUGGAGGCUUUAGAUAACCAAACCAACGGAGAUAUGGAAGGCGUUAAAAUGAUUCCAUCCACCAAUGGAAACGAUGUUAUCGCAUCUUCUGAUGCACCUCCAGCUAAUGAGCCACGAGAAUCAUCAGGAUCGGAGAACACCGGCCAGGAAGCGGAGGACGGAUCCAGAAGAGAAUCCGAGGAAUCCGACGACGAUACGGAAAUCAAGCCAUAUUCAUUGCCGUCUAUGAAAGAACUAUUUAGGGUUCUCGUAGAUCUCUUAGAUCCCCACGAUAAGCAGCAAGGUGAUACGAUGAGGGUCAUGGCGUUACGCAUCAUUCACGUUGCAUUGGAGGUUGCUGGUCCUUCUAUAGCAAGACACCCGGCUCUAGCCCUGGUUGCCGAAGACCGUUUAUGCCGACAUCUUUUCCAGCUCGUUCGAUCUGACAACAUGGCCAUUCUCCAAGAAUCACUUAUCGUAGCUGGAACGUUGCUCGAAACCUGCAGAGGUGUCUUGAAGCUCCAACAGGAGCUUUUCUUAUCCUACCUCAUCGCAUGUUUGCACCCACCAGUAGAAAUACCACGUGAGGCUAACAUUGACCCUUCGCUUUACGAUGGUAUCCCGCAGAGGCCGAGCGGUGUAAAGCCUCCCCCAUCCCAAGCGGGUAGUGGGAGGUCCACACCAGUUCCGGUUAAGGACCGGCAGAAGCUGGGCAUGGAAGGUGGUGCACGCAAACCGGAUGCUCGUCAAGCAAUGGUCGAAAGUGUCGGCGCUCUGACCCGAAUGCCGGCUUUCUUAGUCGAGCUAUUUGUGAAUUACGAUUCAGAUGCGAAUCGAGGCAACUUGUGUGAAGAUAUGAUCGGUUUGCUUUCAAGAAGCGCUCUACCCGACUCCGCGACUUGGAGCACGACUAGCGUUCCUCCUCUGUGUUUAGAUGCUCUCCUUGGUUUCGUCCAAUCCAUAGCAGAGCGUCUAGAUAACGAACCGGUUUCGGAUGGAUUGCCCGAUCAAGCCACAUUGCGAGAUGCAAGGCGAAGGAAGAAGAUAAUUGUCAAGGGCGCGACUAAAUUUAAUGAGAAACCGAAAGAAGGGCUAGGGUAUCUUAAGGAACAGGGAAUUAUCGGUGAUGACGCUGCGUCAGCCGCCAAGUUUCUCAGAAGUACAUCACGCAUUUCCAAGGCCGUUCUUGGUGAGUUCCUCGCGAAAAGGGGCAAUGACGAGUACUUGGAGGCAUUUUUGGAUCUAUUUGACUUUUCUGGCAAGCGGGUCGACGAAGCAGUCCGGCUUCUUCUCGAGAGCUUCCGGCUUCCAGGCGAGUCGCCGCUUAUCGAGCGCAUAGUGACUGCCUUCGCGAAGAAGUAUUUCGCAUCUUCGGGCUCAGAUAUCGUCAAGAGUGAAGAUGCUGUUUUCAUCCUUACGUACGCGAUUAUCAUGCUGAAUGUCGAUCAACACAGCCCAAAGCUCAAAGGCAAACAGCGCAUGGAACUAGUGGACUUCGCUCGCAACCUACGAGGUGUCAAUGCUUUAGAAGAUUUCCCUCCUGAAUUCCUCGAAGCUACUUUCGAGGCAAUCAAGACCAAUGAGAUUAUUCUCCCCGAUGAGCAUGAUAAUAGACACGCGUUCGAUUACGCAUGGCGAGAGCUUCUGCUCAAGACUGAGUCGGCAGGGCCGUUGGCGCUCUGCGAUACCAAUAUCUACGACGCCGAUAUGUUUGCUGCUACCUGGAAGCCCAUCGUCUCGACAUUGUCUUAUGUGUUCAUGUCGGCAACAGACGAUGCGGUCUUUUCCCGAGUCGUCACUGGAUUCGACCAGUGUGCUCAGAUUGCUUCGAGAUAUGGCAUCGCGGAUGCACUCGAUCGUAUUAUCCAGAACCUCAGCUACAUGACUACAUUAGAUACAGAUGACCUGUCGGACACUGCUCUCAACACGGAAGUCAAGGUAUCGGAUGAUAGUGACAGCGUUAUGGUUAGCGGACUCGCCGUUAAGCUCGGCAGAGACUUCAAAGCGCAACUCGCUACUCUCGUCCUUUUCCGUGUUGUGAAGGGUAGUGAACAAGUCAUCCGCCAUGGCUGGGAACAUAUCAUACGUAUCUGGCUGAAAUUAUUCGUCAACUCCCUUAUCCCCUCAUUCUUUAAUGGCGAUGAGACGUUGAACUUCCCCAAAAUUCCUCUCCGCACGCCAUCUCAAGUCAUCGACCGAGCAGCGAAAACUACCGACACGGGCUUAUUUUCAGCACUAUCUUCGUAUAUCUCUAGCUAUGCGGCCGAUGACCCACCGGAACCAUCAUCCGAGGAGGUGGAGAGUUCCUUAAGCACAGCUGACUGCAUCAAAGCUUGCGAUCUAGAAAGCAUAUUUUCCAACAUUUCGGCUCUGCCACCUAAAUCAUUGGCUCCACUCGUUGAAGCUUUAUUGAAUGAAUUACCUGACGAUGAAAGCUCAGCUGUUCCUGUCAUCACAGUUAAGCAGGAGAGCUUGCCUUCCUCUCCAUCUACUUCCAAACCAUCGCCCAGGGAACCAACCUAUGACCCUGCAGUGGUAUAUAUCCUUGAGUUUUGCUCUAUUCUCGCAUUGAGGGACGAUGAAACGAUUGGACUGCUCGGCAAACCAGUCGCAGAAGCUCUUCAGAUGAUUUUGCGCGAUUCUCCCCAACACCACCCCAUUCUUGUUUCACGAGCCGCUUUCUACCAAUUUAGCGUGCUAAAGGCUAGUUAUGAUCAUGAUUUUGUACGGGCACCUGUGCUUUUGCAUGCCAUAUCGAGCUUCCCGCUGGAAACGCUUUCAAAGACAUCACAGUUGGUUUUGCAAGGGUUGAAACUUUGUAUCGAACAACCAGGCCCUCUACGGAGCGAAAUUAUGACUUCGCCUGACUUCUGGGUUAUCUUACGCAUCCUUGCGGGCAGCCCCAAGGCGUCUCCAACCGUCUUUGAGAUACUGGAGGGAGGCGUAUCGGGCUCGCCGUCCGCAAUAAUUGCGGAUAACUACGAAGCUGCUAUUGCCUUGCUCAAUGAGUACGCUACUGCCGCUAAAGUCGGCGCAGCUGUCGAGCAGAAGGGUGAGAGAAGGCAGAGAAAUGCUCGGCCCCCUAAGAAGGAGGCCAGCGAUAACGCUGUCGUCUCACGGGGUGUUAAAGCUAUCAAUCUUAUUUCUAGCAUGACAUCCCGUAUCCCUCAUUUGAUGAAACAGUCACACCUUGAAAAUAGCGAGGCUUGGUCAGCAUACUGGCUACCUAUUUUCCAAGCUCUAACCUCACAGUGCACCAACCCGUGCCGCGAAGUGCGAUCCUUGGCAUUCUCGUCUCUUCAGAGGUCACUCCUAUCUCCCGAGUUAACAUGCAGUGACCACAAAGAAUGGACCGCUAUUUUCGGGGAGGUCUUGUUCCCGCUAAUCUUGAGACUUCUGAAGCCAGAAGUCUACUCCUCAGAUCGGGAUGGCAUGAGUGAAACGAGAGUACAAGCAGCCUCGCUUCUCUGCAAGACAUUCCUGCAAUACCUUGUACUUCUCUCUAAGUGGGAUGGCAUGUUGGAUCUGUGGCUCAAAAUCAUCGACAUCAUGGACAGGCUGAUGAAUAGUGGGCAGGGCGACAGUCUUGAGGAGGCUGUCCCUGAAAAUCUGAAAAACGUACUACUAUUUAUGUCCAGUAGUGGAUACCUCGUUCCGCCAAGCAAGAACCCAUCCCAGGAGAACUUAUGGGUAGAAACGUGGAAGCGAAUUGACCGUUUCCUGCCUGAUUUACGCACCGAAUUAGCAUUAGAGGAGCCGGAAGCCGCACAGGAGGAGCAACAACCACAAGCCGAAGAGCCGGUCGAGCAGCAGGUAGAAGAGAAGGGUAAUAGCCAGGAGGAGGAAGUUGCAGCAACUUAAGAACCAGGAAGAAAAUACGGUGUGUUCGUAUUCAUUGUGGAUGAGAGCUAUAAGCUAUAGACAGCAGGUCCAGUGCAAAGUUAGAGGAGAUGGGCUGCCCCCAGUGUUAUGUGUUGUAUAAUAGAGCGAGUUGAAAAGGGGCAGACCCUGAAGUGGAAAAUACCUAUAUACCUUAUUCUAUAAUAAAAUGGUGACGACACGACAUACGCCCUGGAAAUAAGACUAGGUGAAAUCCUACAAGGAAUACACCCACCUGUAGUCGACUGAAUGUAUGUCUGCUUAUCAAGGGGUACCCUUUUAU